AUGAAAAAGCGUGUGUCGGAUUGGGGCAAUCGCCGAAUCGAAGAAAUCUCUGAAAGCUUCUACAAGCGCUACUCGACAAAUGCCGACGCGAGUCAUGAAGCAUGGCUGGCAGAGAGUCAGUUGGAAGCCUGGAAGAUGCGCACUCGCCUGGAGCUCUUGGAGGAGCUGCGCCGAGAAGCUUCCGGCUGGCAUUCCAAGAAGAUGCAGCAGUUGCGACGCUUGCAGGCUCCUGGUGGCAAGAAAGGGCAAAGCCAGAACGGUGCAGCCGCUGUGGCAGAAGCCUUUUUGAGCCUGAAAGCCAGGAUCCACAAGUCUUUGCAGGGCAUCAUCACGGCCGAGGUUGCAGACCAUUCGCUUAGUCGCCUUGGGCAGGUCAACUCAUGGCAUCAAGCUCACGGAGAACUGAUUCAAGAGCAGCAGGACUCUGCGCAAGGCGAUGGAUGGACUUGUGGAGUGGGCUCGAUCCCGGUGUGGUUAUCAGCUGGCAGAAGCUGCGCAAGGGCUGGUGCAGCAAUGCCACGAGGCCCUGCCAUUUCAAGCGCCGAAGCUGGAGCCUGUGGAGCUUGCAGAGGACGACACAUCCAUGGAGGAGCACUUCAAAGCCAUAAGUGCUGGCCUCGCAGGUUUGGAGCCUACUCCUGA
Cladocopium goreaui is the source of this 642-nucleotide messenger RNA. The record is from the annotation of a GenBank genome assembly. Lineage: Eukaryota; Dinophyceae; Suessiales; Symbiodiniaceae.